This is a messenger RNA of Vicugna pacos (alpaca), 6551 nucleotides long. The record is from RefSeq and is a predicted model, not a curated record. NCBI's taxonomy places the organism in Eukaryota, Metazoa, Chordata, Mammalia, Artiodactyla, Camelidae.
UGAGGGGUGGGCGGGCUUUGUUGGUCUCCAGGGCCCUGGAGGAGGGCUUGGAGAGGGGUGCCCUCAGCCUCCCCCCAUGAGCUUGGGGCUGGAAAGGUCAUUGGAGGUGCAGCUGGCAUUGGAGGCCGUUAUCCAGACGCUGGAGAGCAGCAUCCUGGGGCCGGGCCAGGAGAAGGGCCUGAAUGUGCAGGACCCGGCCCAGGACUCUCAGCCCACCUGCCUGCCUGCCCGCAUCAGGGAGAUUGUCACUCGCAACUUCUCCCAGCCUGAGAGCCCAGCCCUGCUGCCCACCACUGAGAUGGCAUCGAUGCUGUCGCUGCAGGAGGAGAACCAGCUGCUGCAGCAGGAGCUGUCCCGCGUGGAGGACCUGCUGGCUCAGAGCCGAGCCGAGCGCGAUGAGCUGGCCAUCAAGUUCAAUGCGGUCAGCGAGAGGCUGGAGCAGGCAGUGCGGCUGGAGUCUGGGGAGCUGGAAACACAGGAGCCCAGGGGGCUGGCCCGGCAGAGCGUGGAGCUGCGGAGGCAGCUGCAGGAGGAGCAGGCCUCCUACCGGCGCAAGCUGCAGGCCUACCAGGAGGGCCAGCAGAGGCAGGCCCAGCUUGUGCAGCGGCUGCAGGCCAAGAUUCUCCAGUAUAAGAAGAAGUGCUCGGAGGUGGAGCAGCAGCUGCUGGAGAGAGCCACGGAGCUGGAGCAGCAGCGGCUCAGGGACACAGAGCACAGCCAAGACCUGGAGAGCGCCCUCAUCCGCCUGGAGGAGGAACAGCAGAGAAGCACCAGCCUGGCCCAGGUGAACGCCAUGCUCCGAGAGCAGCUGGACCAGGCCAACUCGGCCAACCAGGCUCUGAGUGAGGACAUCCGCAAGGUGACCAGUGACUGGACCCGCAGCCGCCAGGAGCUGGAGCAGCGGGAAGCAGCAUGGAGGCGCGAGGGAGAGUCUUUCAACGCCUACUUCAGCCAUGAGCACAGCCGCCUGCUUCUUCUCUGGAGGCAGGUUGUGGGGGUCCGACGGCUGGUCAGCGAGGUGAAGAUGUCCACUGAGAGGGACCUACUGCAGCUGGGAGGGGAGCUGGCCCGGACUUCACGAGCCGUCCAGGAGGCGGGCCUGGGGCUGAGCACAGGCUGGCGACUGGCCGAGAGCCGGACCGAGGCAGCCCUGGAGAAGCAGGCCCUGCUUCAGGCCCAGCUGGAGGAGCAGCUACGGGACAAGGUGCUCCAGGAGAAGGACCUGGCCCAGCUGCAAGUGCAAACCAACCUGGACAAGGCUGACCUCAGUGCCAGAGUGACAGAGCUGGCCCUGACAGUGGAGCGCCUUCAGAACCAGAAUCUGGAGAAGGAUCAGCUCAACAAGGCCCUCACGGAGAAGCUCGAGGCCCUGGAAUCCCUGCGGCUCCAGGAGCAGGCAGCCCUGGAGACAGAGGAUGGAGAGGGGCUGCAGCAGACUCUGAGGGACCUGGCACAGGCCGUCUUAUCGGACAUGGAGAGCGGCGUCCAGUUAAGUGGCUCUGAGCGGACAGCCGACGCGUCGGACGGCAGCCUGCGGGGGCUCUCAGGGGCCCGGACCCCGUCCCCACCGAGGCGCUCCUCGCCUGGCCGCGGCCGCUCCCCACGCCGAGGCCCGUCCCCAGCCUGCUCUGACUCCUCCACGCUAGCCCUGAUCCACUCGGCUCUGCACAAGCGCCAGCUGCAGGUCCAGGACAUGCGUGGGCGCUAUGAGGCCAGCCAGGACCUCCUGGGCACCCUGCGGAAGCAGCUUAGCGACAGCGAGGGUGAGCGCCGUGCCCUAGAGGAACAGCUGCGGCGCCUACGGGACAAGAGCGACGGGGCCACCCAGGCCCAAGAGGAUGCACAGCGCGAGGCCCAGCGCCUGCGCAGUGCCAUUGACCUCCUGAGCAGGGAGAAGGACAGCCUGGCCCACAGCCUGCAGGUGGCCCAGCAGCAGGCUGAGGAGCUACGGCAGGAGCGGGAGAAGCUGCAGGCGACCCAGGAGGAGCUGCGGCGCCAGCGGGACCAGCUGGAGGAAGAGCGGGAGGACACAGCGCAGGACAGUGCGUGGACCCGCAGGGAGCUCGAGCGCAGCCAUAGGCAACUGGAGCAGCUGGAAGUGAAGCGCUCUGGGCUGGCAAAGGAGCUGGUGGAGGUGAGGGAGGCGCUGAGCUGUGCCACACUGCAGCGGGACAUGCUGCAGGCUGAGAAGGCCGAGGUGGCCGAGGCGCUGACCAAGGCUGAGGCUGGCCGCGUGGAGCUCGAGCUCUCAAUGACCAAGCUGAGGGCGGAGGAAGCCUCUCUGCGGGACUCCUUGUCCAAGCUGAGCGCCCUGAACGAGAGUCUUGCCCAGGACAAGCUGGGUCUGAAUCGCCUCGUCGCCCAGCUAGAAGAGGAAAAGGCAGCCCUGCAGGGCCGGCAGCGGCAGGUGGAGCAGGAGGCCAUCUCGGCGCGGGAGGAGCAGGAGCGGCUGGAGCAGCUGCGGCUGGAGCAGGAGGUGGAGCGGCAGGGCCUGGAGGGCUCCCUGCGGGUGGCAGAGCACGCCCGGGAGGCCCUGGAGCACCAGCUCCCCACGCUGCACCAGGAGCGCUGCCGGCUGCAGGAGCAGCUGGCCCAGCUCUCCCGGCAGCUGAGCGGGCGGGAGCAGGAGCUGGAGCAGGCACGGCGGGAGACGCAGCGGCAGGUGGAGGCACUGGAGCGGGCGUCCAGGGAGAAGGAGGCGCUGGCCAAGGAGCGGGCCGGCCUGGUGGUGCAGCUGGCGGCUGCUGAGCGUGAAGGCCGGACCCUGUCGGAGGAGGCCACCCGCCUGCGCUUGGAGAAGGAAGCCCUGGAGAGCAGCCUGUUUGAGGUGCAGCGGCAGCUGGUCCAGCUCGAGGCCCGGCGAGAGCAGCUGGAAGCAGAUGGGCAGGCCCUGCUGCUGGCCAAGGAGACCCUGACUGGGGAGUUGGCAGGCCUGCGGCAGCAGAUGACAACUACAGAGGAGAAAGUGGCUCUGGACAAGGAGCUGAUGGCCCAGAAACUGGUGCAGGCUGAGCGGGAGGCCCAGGCCUCUCUGCGGGAGCAGCGGGCAGCCCACGAGGAGGACUUACAGCGACUUCAGCGAGAGAAGGAGGCAGCAUGGCGGGAGCUGGAGGCCGAGCGGGCUCAGCUGCAGAGUCAGCUGCAGCAGGAGCGGGAGGAGCUGCUGGCCCGGCUGGAGGCCGAGAAGGAGGAGCUGAGUGAGGAGAUCGCAGCCCUGCAGCAGGAGCGUGACGAGGGCCUCCUCCUGGCUGAGAGUGAGAAGCAGCAGGCCCUGUCCCUGAAAGAGUCUGAGAAGACGGCACUGUCAGAGAAGUUGAUGGGGACACGGCACAGCCUGGCUGCCAUCUCCCUGGAGAUGGAGCGACAGAAGCGAGAUGCCCAGAGCCGCCAGGAGCAGGACCGGAGCACCGUGAACACCCUGACCUCUGAGCUGCGGGACCUGCGGGCCCAGCUUGAGGAGGCGGCUGCAGCCCACGCCCAGGAGGUGAAGCGGCUGCAGGAGCAGGCCCGAGACCUGGGCAGGCAGCGGGAGUCCUGCCUGCGCGAGGCAGAAGAGCUGAGGACCCAGCUGCGCCUGCUGGAGGAUGCCCGUGACGGGCUGCGGCGGGAGCUGCUGGAGGCCCAGCGCAAGGUGCGCGAGAGCCAGGACGGCCGCGAGGCCCAGCGCCAGGAGGUGGGCGAGCUGCGGCGCAGCCUGAGCGAGGGGGCCAAGGAGCUGGAGGCCCUGCGGCGGUCUAACGAGGAGCUGCGGGCUGCCGUGAAGAAGGCGGAGAGCGAGCGGAUCAGCCUGAAGCUUGCCAAUGAGGACAAGGAGCAGAAGCUGGCACUCCUGGAGGAGGCGCGGGUGGCCGUGGGCAAGGAGGCCGGGGAGCUGCGGGCCGGGCUGCAGGAGGUGGAGCGCUCACGGCUGGAGGCUCGGAGGGAGCUGCAGGAGCUUCGGCGGCAGAUGAAGAUGCUGGACAGUGAGAACGCCAGGCUGGGCCGGGAGCUGGUGGAGCUACAGGGCCGCUUGGCACUGGGCGAGCGGGCAGAAAAGGAGGGCAGACGGGAGGCCCUGGGCCUCAGACAGAAGCUGCUGAAAGGCGAGGCCAGCCUGGAGGCCAUGCGGCAGGAGCUCCAGGGAGCCCAGCGGAAGCUGCAAGAGCAAGAGGGCGAGUUCCGGACCCGCGAGCGAAGCCUGCUGGGCUCCCUGGAGGAGGUGCGCGGCGCCCAGAAGCAGCAGCUGGACCAUGCCCACAGUCUGGAACUGAAGCUGGAGGCCGCCCGGGCCGAGACCGCGGAGCUGGGGCUGCGACUGAGCGCGGCAGAGGGCCGGGCGCAAGGUCGGAGCGCGCCUGCAGGAGGAAGUGGGGAAGGGCUCAGCAGCUCCAGCCCCUUGGAACGCAGCCCUGGGUCCGAGCCACCAUCCCCAGGACCUGCCACCUCCCCAGCAUCUCCAGACCUGGACCCGGAAGCAGUGCGGGGGGCCCUCCGGGAGUUCCUGCAGGAGCUGCGGAGCGCCCAGAGGGAACGGGAUGAGCUCCGGGCCCAGACGAGCACCCUGAAUCGCCAGCUGGCUGAGAUGGAGGCCGAGAGGGACAGUACAAGCUCACGGGCAAGGCAGCUGCAGAAGGCUGUGGCCGAGAGUGAGGAAGCCCGGCGCAGCGUGGAUGCACGGCUGAGUGGGGCCCAGGCGGAGCUGGCGCUGCAAGAGGAGAGCGUGCGGCGCAGUGAGCGGGAGCACCGGGCAGUGCUGGACCAGGUGGCCGCCCUGGAGAGGAGCCUGCAGGCCACCGAGAGUGAGCUUCGGGCCAGCCAGGAGAAGAUCAGCAAGAUGAAGGCCAAUGAGGGAAAGCUGGAGAGUGACAAGCGGCGUCUGAAGGAGGUGCUGGACGCUUCCGAGAGCCGCACCAUAAAGCUGGAGCUGCAGCGGCGCUCACUUGAGGGGGAACUGCAGCGCAGCCGCCUGGGCCUGAGCGACCGAGAGGCCCAUGCCCAGGCUCUCCAGGAGCGGGUGGACUCCCUGCAGAGACAGGUGGCAGACAGUGAGGUGAAGGCGGGGACUCUGCAGCUGACGGUGGAGCGGCUGAGCGGGGCCCUGGCCAAGGUGGAAGAGAGCGAGGGGACCCUGCGGGACAAAGUGCAGGGCCUGACGGAGGCUCUGGCCCAGAGAAGCGCCAGCCUCACCAGCACCCAGGACAAGAACCUACAACUGCAGAAGGCCCUGACCGCCUGUGAACAUGACCGCCAAGUGCUCCAAGAACGGCUGGAGGCCGCUCGGCAGGCAUUAUCCGAGGCCCGGAAGCAGAGCAGCUCCCUGGGCGAGCAGGUGCAGACGAUGCGGGGCGAGCUUGCGGACCUGGAGCUGCAGCGGGCAGAGGCCGAGGGCCAGCUGCAACAGCUGCAGGAGGUGCUGCGGCAACGGCAAGAGGGUGAGGCUGCGGCCCUGCACACGGUCCAGAAGCUGCAGGAUGAGCGGCGGCUGCUGCAGGAGCGCCUGGGCAGCCUGCAGCACGCCCUGGCUCAGCUGGAGGCUGAGAAGCGGGAGGUGGAGCGGUCAGCCCUGCGGCUGGAGAAGGACCGGGUGGCGCUCAAGAGGACGCUGGACAAGGUGGAACGGGAGAAGCUUCGCAGUCACGAGGACACGGUGCGGCUGAGUGCAGAGAAGGGCCGCCUGGACCGCACACUCACGGGGGCUGAGCUCGAGCUGGCUGAGGCCCAGAGGCAGAUCCAGCUGUUGGAGGCCCAGGUGGUGGCGCUGGAGCAGAACCAUAGCCCAGCCCGGCUGGAGGCGGAUGAGCAGCAGCUGGAGCUGCAGCAGGAAGUGGAGCGUCUACGCAGUGCCCAGGUGCAGACAGAGCGCACCCUGGAGGCGCGGGAGCGGGCCCACCGGCAGAGGGUUCGUGGGCUGGAAGAGCAGGUGUCCACACUGAAGGGACAGUUGCACCAGGAGCUUCGAAGGAGCUCAGCAUCCUUCUCUCCCUCCUCCGGCCCCCCAGAGAAGUGAGCAUCUUCCCAGCUGGUGUCCUGAAGAGCCGCCCCAUGGCCAGGGCAGGACAGGGGCCUCCUCUCUGCACAGUCUACCCAAGGCCUAGGCCCCCAGAGCUCAGCUAGGGGUGAGGAGGAGCAGGGAUGGCAGUGCUGCGGGACGGGGACUCCAGCACCAAGCCAGACCCAGCAGCGGUCUCCCAGCCUCAUCAGAGCCACCCACUCUCUGUGGGCCCCCUCAGUCUAGCCCCUCGCCCCUGGGAUGAGCCAGUGCAGAUUGUAUGUGAUCCUCCCUGAGAGUGACGGAGCCAAACCCAGGGGUUGGAGAGAGACCCCCUUGUCUCUGGCUGGGCCUGGAGCACAGGCUCACAGGAAAGAGGAGGGGUGUCCAGGCCUGGGGCCGGGGCCGGAGACCCAAGCCCUCCUCUGGCUUCCCAGAGGUCUCUCCGCCUUAGUUCAGAGUGUUUGUCAGGGAAUUCUUCAGAGAAUUCAGAGUCCCUGUAUUUUUGUACCUUUUUACAAUGUUAAUUGUUCAGAACUGUUCUGUUUUUUGUAACAAGACGACCCCAUUUUUUAAAAUGGUU